Molecule: messenger RNA, 852 nt
Organism: Penicillium daleae
Lineage: Eukaryota; Fungi; Ascomycota; Eurotiomycetes; Eurotiales; Aspergillaceae
Product: DUF3632 domain-containing protein
Exons: 3
Coding region: 1-852 (283 amino acids)
Source: RefSeq, a predicted model, not a curated record
AUGGGCCUCCAUCUGUCUCAACUAUGCCGAAAGCCUGCUGAAAGGGGCCGAGAAGUGAAGAAAGCGGCUUCAAAUCCGGAUUUUACGCAAGAGAAAGUGUUCGCUGUGCUGAACGAUUACCUGGGGCCCGAAAGCCCAUUGCCACUCGAUCUGGCUGUAGAGUAUCUAUUGAAGCUCUUGCCUAUAGAUGCCCCUGAUUCCGAGGAGAUUUGCAGAUUUGGAGAAGACUGCUUUGAGCUUGCUGAGAUGGCUUCAUAUAAGACUUCCACACAUUCACGAUUGGCCCAAUUGCUCGAGGCCCUCGGUCUUUCGAGUCACUUCACAUUCCUGACCCAAGAGAAUGGUAGAGUGUGGCGUUUCAAUCUGCUCAAACAUUCAAUGGAAGACUUCUGCGCGGGUCCUGACAGCGAAAACCCCGAAAGAUACGUCAACUACAAUUCAUUCCUGGCUCACUUAUAUGAACAUCGCAUCUUUCCGACUGAUCCUACAUAUGCUCUGUGGGCUAUGCGUGCCGCCUUUGAAGACGACAGAAGCCAUGAAGCGAAGGAAGUGCGCAGCUCUUGGGUUCUGGGAGCAUCGCAGUGGAUUCUAUGGAAUGGACAGAGUAUAUUUAAUCUCAUACUAGAGCCAGCUCUCUAUGAUGUCACAUAUGAGACUUGGCCGGAUCGGGGGGCUUGGGAUGCUGGUGCUCUCUACCGUGGCGCUACUGGUCUGUCUCUUGAAAGGUGGCAGUUUUGGAAGCGGCGGUUCGGGGAGGUCUGCCAGGACUGUGAGGUUACUGAUGAGUGCAAGGGGGUAUCUGCUAGAGCCAUGGCGAUGAUGGAUUUAUUUGAAAAGCAUAUGAUGUUUUAG